UCUAUUAAUUGAUAAAGCUGAAUUUGUUCAGCUUUCCCACUCCAUAUUCUUAAUUAAUCCGCGGGUAAUUUAAAGUAAUAUCAUGUGACCCAGUUUUCUGUAGAAAUAAGUACUCACAUGAGGUCGCACCUUAACAAACGCUCACAUGAAGUGAGUAACUAAGCUUUCUCUUUUCAUGAAACUGCUGCUAGAACUGUGAAUUGAUUGUCAAUGUGACUUAAACAAUAGUUAAUACACUUUGUUGUCCUGUUAUCUAUCAAUUAUCAUUUUAUUUAUGAACUUAUAUUUUAUUUGAGAUGUUUUUUUGUUUCAAUCAUGAAACAUUUAACUCAAGUAUACAUCAAAUGGUGACAAGCUCAUAUAAUAGCUAUAAAUUAUAGUGUAUUAUGAUCAAUAUAUUUAAAUUUAGAGGUUUCUAAUUACCUAAAGUCCUAACAUUAGAAAUUUAAUAAUAUUUACCUAAUGCUAGGAAGUUUCAUCGGUUGGUGAACUCAAACAUCGUCAAUCAACAAAAUAGUCUCUAAAAUAAAUGUUGAACUUCUAUUUUGGUAUAUCGUAGCGAUCCAUCUAAGAAUCUCAAUUGUCAACUUCUGCAACCUUGUAAAUCGAUUUACAGUUUUUGAUCAACAACUUGCAGUAAAAAAUUAAAAAAUCAUAUAAUAUACUGUUUCUACUAAAUUAGAAAUGGAAAAUAUACGAAUUUUUUGAAAAAUUAAAUUUGGAUUAAAGAUUCUAUAAAAUUUAAAUUUGAAUGAAACAAACAAAGUGCGAAUACUCAAAUCGCAAAAAUGCACGAAAAAAAUGAAGAAUCAUCAACGAUUAAUUUUAUUAAGAACAUUUUUUCAUCACGACGUAUCAGCUUACCCAUAACUGUUCCUACGAAUACAAUAGUUAAUAAUAUAAACAUCAACAAUAACAUUAAUAAUAGUAAAAAUGUUAUAAAUGUCAUCAGCAGCGUAGGAUUAAUUCUACAAUCACGUCCACCAAAUUUACCUGCCAAAAAUUCUCGCGAAGAAUUAUUACACCGCAAACAAUAUGACGCUCUUUUGGAUGCAAUAAAGAAAAGAGAAUUACGUGAAGAAAGAGAUUAUCAAAAGAGACGUGCUCAACAAUUGGAGGAUGAAAAUAAACUGUCUUCGAAUGUACAGUAUUGGGAUCAGAAAAUAAUUCCUAAUUUCAAUCAACUCAAAUCAACUGCUGAGGUACGUGAAUUGUGGUGGUUUGGAAUUCCAUCAGCUGUACGUGGACGGAUUUGGCGUCUUGCCGUUGAUAAUAAUUUGAAUUUAACUGCUGAAACAUACACAGAUUGUCUAAAACAAUUCAAUACUGCUAAUCAUGCUGAAUCUGCGUCAAUAAAAUUAGAUAUUACGCGUACCUUUCCGUCAUUACAGAUUUUCCAAAAAAACGGACCAUUGUUUGAAUCUCUUUGUAAUUUAUUAGGCGCUUAUUGUAUUUUUAAACCGGAAAUUGGGUAUGUACAGGGUAUGAGUUUUAUAGGAGCUAUGUUAAUACUUAAUAUGGAUACACCUGAUGCGUUCAUUUGUCUAGCUAAUUUAUUCAAUAAUAAUUUAUAUCAUAACACAGCGUUUACGUUGAAUCAAAUAAAAAUUAAUAAAUAUUGGACUAUUUUUAAUGAAUUAUUAUCAAGAAAUUUAUCUUGUUUGCAUAAACAUUUUCUUGAAAUCAAUUUGACUCCAGAUUUCUUCUUACUUGAUUGGUUAUUCACAAUUUAUGCUAAAGCAUUGCCGUUAGAUGUAACAAGUAGAAUUUGGGAUGUUUUUGUUAGAGAUGGGGAUGAAUUUUUAUUCAAAACUGCUAUUGGUAUUCUUAUGUUAUACAAAAACGAAUUAUUCUCUAUGGAUUUUGUGCAUGCUGCACAAUUCUUAAUUAAACUACCGGAUACGAUCAAAGUUGAUGAAAUGUUUAAGUGUAUCAAAUCAGUCAAUAUAGAAAUUGCCGGUAAGACUUUUGAUCAAAUUAUUUUAUCAUUAUGAAUAAUUAGUUGUUUCAUUUCAUAAUAAUUUUUAAUAUAUCAUUAUGAGUUUUACUUGUAUACCGUUUUCUGGUUUUUACAAGGUUACUUUCCGCUCUAUAUUAUCAACUCAGUUUUUCAGCUCUUUUUUAUUAUCAACAUAUUCUCCACUCUUUUUUUAUACUCAACAUGUUCUCCACUUUUUAUUAUAGGAGAAAAGUU
Molecule: messenger RNA, 2194 nt
Organism: Cotesia glomerata
Lineage: Eukaryota; Metazoa; Arthropoda; Insecta; Hymenoptera; Braconidae
Product: TBC1 domain family member 12-like
Exons: 2
Coding region: 789-1994 (401 amino acids)
Source: RefSeq, a predicted model, not a curated record